Molecule: messenger RNA, 2217 nt
Organism: Danio rerio (zebrafish)
Lineage: Eukaryota; Metazoa; Chordata; Actinopteri; Cypriniformes; Danionidae
Source: RefSeq, a predicted model, not a curated record
UUAUUGAAAAUGUGUCCAGAUUUGCAAAUGUAAGAAACAAAUUGCCCAAGUAUCAGGGAACAUCUUAAUACACUUAAAAUGUUGUUUAAAAAAUAAAAUAGUGAUGUAGACAUUUGACACAUUAGCUUUCUCAUCUUACUUCCUUCCUCCAUCCCAUUCAGGAGCAAGUUUUAAAACUCUCGUUUUAUGUCCUUUAAACGUGAAACAAACACUGAGAAAAAAAAACCAACAACACAUUUUCUUUCGUGCAUUUUUGUUGUUUGUUUUGUUUCUAGUCCAAAAUGCUCAAUCAAUACCUAUUAUGUACACAAUUGCAAAACAUUAAUAAAAUGUAUUUCUUAAAAUGUCUGUAAUUUUAGAAACACAGUUAAUAAGCAUGUUUAAAAUCCUACUAGUGUCUGUUGUUCACCAUGAAAGUAGUAAUGCCUCAGUUACUACAAAAAACAAAAAAGUCACUCCUGACCCCUGUUACUCCCCACCCUUUUACGGUUUUGCUUAGUAAAUAUUGCACUGCGUCCAUGCUAUUCGCUAUUUAUUAGCAUUAACUUAUUUUAAACAAUCAAAGCUGACUAUGUAUAAUAAUUUGAUGUCGUCGGUGAAUGGUACCAGAAAAGUAUAAAGAACGCAGGGCGUCGGGAUGCAUGUUAAUGUUUUAACAUUACAAAUGCAUUUACUUUCACUGUUGAUCCUUUUAUUGAGACGAAUAAAAUGACAUCAUUUUUAUGCUACAUUGGAAUAGUAUUGUAUGUCGACCAAAGUGAUGACUAUCAUGACAAUAACAGCAGCAGCAGCAGCAACAACAACAACAACAUCAACAACAACAACAAUAGUCUCUUCUCUUAUGGAUCUUGACACUAGAGUAUCUGAAAGAUUGCAUGAAACUAGCCACGUUUCUACUGUCGUGCCUAAAGCAAGCGAGUCAAGGCCAGUUGCGUUUACACUGUAACUUCCGGGGCCUAAUCGGGCCGAAUCAGGGCUCUCUCGGGGCCAGCGGCCCGCCGAAUACCUUUGCCCCAAAGAGGGACAGCUGGGCCUUCGGGGCGGAGUGAGAGGCGGAAACUAGUUUUCGGAUCGCACACGAGUACAUGCGCCAAACAAAAAAAAACAAAUAAAAUAAAGAAGGGAAAGAAAACAUCUGGCCUUAUAGGCUAGGGGUCUUUUUGCGUAUGAUCACCCUUAUGUUUCCCUUUUAAAUGCAUGGCUGUUGCGAGAAAUAAUAAAGGUCGAUAGACCGCAAUAAUCUUUAUUGUAUAAAAAAGCCCUGGUUCGCACAGUGCAAAUGCAGCUAUUGAAAAUGAAUCAUGCUUAAAAUUCAGCUUGACUUCCAUUUACAAGCAAUGCACAUCAUUUUAACUUUCUUUUCACCAUUUAUAUGACAAGAUGUACUUCUCCGAUGAAGAGCUGGACCUUUCCCUGGAGGAAACAGUGGAAGUCAAACUGAAGACGUUGGAAACCUUUGCCAUCGAGGAGAUCUCCAAGCUACAGGAGGACACCAGGGUCCUCCAGGAAGCAGCAGAGAAAGCAAUGGAGGGAGACGUGGCUGCCUUGAAGGCAGACCUGGCCUCGCUUAAAACGCUUGUUGCGGACCAAGAGCAACAGCUGCAGGAACUGAGGGAGAGGCUGGAAAGGAACAUUGGGCCUGAAGUCCUAGACAUGCCCUCAACUUCGGGAGAUGACAACAGCGCGCAGAAAAGGAAAAGAGAAGAGGAAGAGCUUGACGUCCACUUGACGGAGUUUUGGCCCGAGAACCCCGAUCCUGAUGACAUAAUGACGCCGAGACAACAGGCGUUUUUCAACUUCAUGAUGGAUCAUCUGACAGUUGUUGACCCAAGUAACCUGGACAGUCACUUAGAAGAUUUGAAGGCGGAUGGAGUUACACGGGGAGUGUGGACAGCGGACUUUGUGCCAGACAGCUACCUGAGGAAGAAAAUGAAGACGUACAUUAAAGAAAGGCACACCAAAAUUUUUGAAAAGAGGGAACGCAUGAGACUGCAAAAGUUAGUUAAAAAACAAGUUUAGAUUUGUUAUGUUUUUUAAAAAAAUAGUUUAAUUUUAUUUUGUUCGAUUGGGAGUGGGGGGGGAGGGUUGUAUGUGUGGGGGUGUUCCUUGGUGUUCAAUUUUUUUAAUUUUUAAAUAGUUAUUGUUUUUUUGUGUGGGGGUGUUCUUGGGGGUUACAUUUUUUACAUUUAAAUAACUCAAUAAACAUUUGUAAUUGCU